Mycosarcoma maydis (corn smut) is the source of this 567-nucleotide messenger RNA. RefSeq lists its product as uncharacterized. The coding region runs from base 1 to 567 and encodes 188 amino acids. The record is from RefSeq and is a predicted model, not a curated record. NCBI's taxonomy places the organism in Eukaryota, Fungi, Basidiomycota, Ustilaginomycetes, Ustilaginales. The transcript has a single exon.
AUGAUCACUGCCGCACGCUAUCCUACUGCGGCUCCCACCAGCGAGCCUCAAGAAUCGGUGGUUGUGGUGGCACGUACUAUCAUCAAAGCAAUCUCUUUGCACCGUCCGAGUGAAUCAACCACCUCUUUCUUGUCUUUGGCUUCCUCUGUCACCUCUUCUUCCUUGGACAGUGACGAGAAAACCACGUUCGUUCCUUCGCCCGCCAAAAAAGCUGUUCAGGCAAGUCGCAACUACGGAACGAUGCUCCGACAUCACCGCGCGGAAACUCGCAUUGCUCAAGUCAAGCGGUCCAUCUCCCUUCCCAUUUCGAAGGAAGAGCCGUGUUGCUGCAGCGCCAAUCAGCAACACCCGUCCACUGCGCAAGUAAGCGAGCAGCAAAGCGAGAUGGAAGGUAGCGUGGGUAGCAUCUACUCGACCCGAACGUGGGCGACUGAGACCGAAGCCGAACCGUGCUCGGCUGAUGACGUAUUCGAAUAUGAUCAUGUCGACGCAUCCACCUCAAGGUACAUAGACAGAUUGUCGAUCCAGACAAUCACCAGCAGCGAGAGGAGUUACACUUUCUUCUGA